This is a messenger RNA of Musca vetustissima, 2048 nucleotides long. RefSeq names its product mucin-2 (gene js). The record is from RefSeq and is a predicted model, not a curated record. Lineage: Eukaryota; Metazoa; Arthropoda; Insecta; Diptera; Muscidae. The transcript has 5 exons. Bases 5 to 2038 code for a protein of 677 amino acids. Gene Ontology annotation, molecular function: chitin binding. Gene Ontology annotation, cellular component: extracellular region.
AACGAUGUCCAACCGUAACUGGUUCGUGUCAACGGUUGUGCUGUCGCUACUGUUGUCUUAUCGAAGUUACUUCAUAAGUGCUCAGAGCCAAAAUGCAAUUGGAGCCCAUCGUACCUUCGCAAAGACAUCAUUUUCAUGUUCAGGUCGGCCGGCUGGUUAUUAUGCAGAUAUUGAGACUGGAUGUCAGGUUUACCACAUGUGUGAUGGCUUAGGAAGACAAUUCAGCUAUUCAUGUCCAAAUACAACGUUAUUCCAACAGCGAAUGUUAAUUUGCGAUCACUGGUACAUGGUGAACUGUUCUAAGGCGGAAAGCGAUUAUACUGCCAAUUUGUUAAUAGGUCAACGGGACAAACCGUUUGUCAACGAAGAAGAGAAUAAUUUACGAACACCACGACCCGAUUUGCUGGAUCGACCAUAUGCUCCGGACUACUCUGGAGAAUCGUUUAGGAAUCAGUAUCAAAAGUCUCUCUCUUCGAUAUUGAAUCAAAUUUAUGAUAAAGAUGCACAGAAGAAGGAGAAACCCUUACAAUCAUCCGCAAAUCAACCUAAUCAACCCGCAGGCCAACAACGAUGGAAAAUACCACCACCAAGUCGUUUGAUUUUGCCACCAGCUUACGAGCCACAAAUACCGGACAUUGUUGUAACCAGCACCACUAGAGCACCAACCAGUCGAAACAUCUAUUACAACCCCUCCACCACGACAACAACAGCGAAACCGUCGACUUAUCGAACUGUCACAGCUAAUACUCGUUCCCAGGGUCUGAAAUUUAAUGGUGUUGCCGCACUUCACCACCGCAGUGAUGAACACCUGCAAUAUGAUCACGAUGAUCUGGGCACCAGCCACAGUACCCGAUACAAUACUUCGGCCGAUUUUAAUUCCAAUGAAGACCGAAAUAUCAAAAAUCGUCAGAAGAAUACACAGCGGAAAACCACCACCACGACAACAACAAGAGCACCGCCAACAACAACUACGACCACAACACGGACAACUACCAGGACCACAGUUAAUUCAAACAUAAAAGUUCCCUCAAAAAUUUAUGAGCCACCAUUACUGUACCCAAUUUAUAAUUUGGAAGAAUCGAGUCCAACAAAAACAACAAGCACCACAGUCCGACCCUUCUUUAAAGCAUCCACAGCAUCGCCAUUUAUGACACGACAGACAACCACCACGCCGGCCCCCUUCACAACAAGAGCAUUGUCGCGGGCAACGACCAUGGUGGGGAAACCGUUUACCAGAGCACCGACUUCUACAUCGACAACGGUAACUAGCAGGGGCUUGAAUCGUUAUGAUGCCGAUAAGCUAAGUAAGGAGAUAAGAACACCCGCUCCGGCCCAAGGUUUUAAGGCUCCCACACCCAGACCCACAUUCAGGUCAAAUAACACCACCAAAGCCUCCACCGAGAAUGUACCCUCCAAACAUCUACUACCCCCCUUAACUGAUUUCAUACAACAUGAUGUGGCCACUACACAGGGACCACCAAUUUACUACGAGUGGAAAGUUCCCUCAGAUGGUCUGGAACCACCAAAGAAAGAGGCACCAAUCGGUGUAGAUGGACGUGAAUAUCCCGACACAGUGAUCGAUUACAAUUCCAUUAGUGCCAGUGGCAACUUUGUACCUAUUAACAACUUCGGCAUCGAUCAGACAAAAUCGAACGACAGUAAACAAACCUCACGAACCCCUUCGUCCAGAUCUAUUAAGGAAAGUGCUCAACCGAAUAACAUUGCGACGACGAGGCAGAAAGUAACUACCACCACAGCUCGUCCUGCAACGCCAUCGACAAGUGCUCCAGUUAUGCCUGAAGAUAUUUUUCAAAUACGUAAGGAACUCUCAGUACCCGAGUAUGCAUUUCCAUUGGAAAAUAUAGGUCGCACCGGUUACCUUGCCACAGAUGUCUAUAACUCAUUUCAAUUGAAAAUACCCGAAAGGCGAUCCGACACUGAUGAACAUCUCCAUUGGUUUGGUGAAAAUCCCAAAUGUCCAGAAUGCCAUCCGUCCUAUGUAAUACCCGGUACAUGUGAGCCCUGCCUAAGGAGAUAGGAGUCAAUAA